AUGCCUCUCUCGCAUCUCACCCUGACUGUCUCCCACCUGCCCACCUCAACAUCCUUCUUCCUGUCCUGUCUCCAGCCCCUGGGUUACCAAUUUAUUGGUCGAGUAGAAGAGUAUAUCGGGUUCGGCCAGAAGGCAGGUGCACCGGCCGAUUUCUGGAUCACCGAACAAAAGCACGGUCUCGCAGUCAGCGCAGUCCAUGUCGCAUUCCCAGCCCCUUCGAAAGAAGCCGUUCAGUCAUUCGUUUACGCCGCGGUAAAAGCUGGCGCUAAGCUACAUGGCGAGCCUCGAGAACGGGAUUCAAUAUCGGGUUACUACAGCGCGGCCGUGAUUGACCUCGAUGGGAAUAGCGUCGAAGCGGUGUACCGCCCUGGUGCUUCGGUCGUUGCGUCAGAAGCUGGAGGACCGACGAUAGCGCUCCUGGAGAAUCGGUCGGUUGUGUCCAAGAGCAGAGCCAGCACUGUCAAGGCUGAGAGCGUUGCGCCUUCCAGGUCCGAGGCUAGGUCUUGUGCUGUUUCGAAGGCCCCGACUGCUAUCUCGAAAGCCCCGACUGCAGUCUCGAAAGCUGCACCAAGUGCUGUUUCCCACAGGUCUCAGGGUCCGCCGCCUUCUUAUACGACACAAACGGCCCAGAAAGCCGACGAUGGUGCUAGGGCAGCCAAAACCAUUGUGGGAACUCUGAUCGGUGCAGCUGCUGGUGCGGCCAUUGCAUAUGCAAUGGUAAAGGGUGACUCCCAGUCAACCAAGGAGGGCACCAAGGAAGCUCCGCAAUAUACACCCGAAUCCCACCAGCUUAUGGCGGCGCCGUCCCAGGUUUCUUCUCACAGGGAGGACCAAUAUCAACAGCAAUUGAGGGCCAUCGAGGCUCCUCCAACUCGGAGCGUCUACACCAGCGCAUCAGGCCCCAGAUCUACGGUCACGCGCAGCGUCAGCUCCAAGAACCCGCGUGCCAGUACCAUCUAUGAAGGCACCGGGUUCUUCCUCGACGAGAGCGGUCGACGCGCCUCGGACGGAAGCGUCUUCAGUAUCCCCGAGGACAUGCCUCUACGAGCAAUCGAGUAUCCCCCACCGAGCCACAGCUCGCAGCAGCGCCACCCAUGCAGCCCGAGCACCUUCAUCAGCAGUUACGCAGCGGACAAGCCGCGGGCCGGCAGUGUGCACUCCGCAUCAACGAUCAAAGCAUCGCAACACAGCAUCCAAAGACGACACAGCCACGACGACAGAGAUACGUAUUCAUCGCACAGCAAACACUCCCAGAUCUACCGCGCCAGCUCCAGCCACCACUCCUCCAAAUCACAAUCCAAAGGCCUCGACAAUGGCAGCACAACCUCAUCCAACCGCACUGCGCGGAACAUCCCACUGCCAACCGGGUCCUCCGCCACAUACUAUAGCGCGAGCCCAAGCCACGGCAACAAAUCGUACGUCUCAGCACGCGAGGUACCCCUCCCCGACAGCGUGAUCGACCUGGACGUCAACUCGCACGUCACACCGGACGACUCGAUCAGUCAGGUUGGAAGCCGCCCGGGCCGAUCCAGCCACUCCCAUCGCUCUAGCCAUUCGAAGACUUCGAAGCACUCGUCCAGAUCGAAGAUGGACGAGCCUGUCAGGCCGGCUGAUAGUAUAAGCCAGGUCUCGCGGGCGUCACAGCGCACUAUCAAGGCUGGUGGAAGUAAGGCACCGAGUCGACAGGGGAGCCAGGUUGCGUUUUAA
Messenger RNA from Penicillium cinerascens, 1707 nucleotides. RefSeq lists its product as uncharacterized. The transcript has 2 exons. NCBI's taxonomy places the organism in Eukaryota, Fungi, Ascomycota, Eurotiomycetes, Eurotiales, Aspergillaceae. The record is from RefSeq and is a predicted model, not a curated record. The coding region runs from base 1 to 1707 and encodes 568 amino acids.